Messenger RNA from Labeo rohita (rohu), 2318 nucleotides. RefSeq names its product protein delta homolog 1. The transcript is spliced from 5 exons. Bases 879 to 1886 code for a protein of 335 amino acids. Lineage: Eukaryota; Metazoa; Chordata; Actinopteri; Cypriniformes; Cyprinidae. Gene Ontology annotation, biological process: heterophilic cell-cell adhesion; establishment or maintenance of epithelial cell apical/basal polarity. Gene Ontology annotation, cellular component: protein-containing complex; plasma membrane. Gene Ontology annotation, molecular function: calcium ion binding. The record is from RefSeq and is a predicted model, not a curated record.
UUAGUUCGGUGUUGUUUGUGUGUGUAGUUAGGUGAUAGGUGAAGUUUAGUUCAGUAUUGUUUGUGUGUGUAGUUAACUGAUGGUGUUGAUGGAUUGAGUUCAGUUCAGUGAUGUUUACAGUAUGUGUGUAGUUGGUUGUGUUUGAUGGGUGGAGUUUAGUUAAGUGGUGUUUGUGUGUGUAUAGGUGAUGGGUGGAGUAUAGUUCGGUGAUGUUUGUGUGUAGUUAGGUGAUAGGUGAAGUUUAGUUCAGUAUUGUUUGUGUGUGUAGUUAACUGAUGGUGUUGAUGGAUUGAGUUCAGUUCAGUGAUGUUUACAGUAUGUGUGUAGUUGGUUGUGUUUGAUGGGUGGAGUUUAGUUAAGUGGUGUUUGUGUGUGUAUAGGUGAUGGGUGGAGUAUAGUUCGGUGAUGUUUGUGUGUAGUUAGGUGAUAGGUGAAGUUUAGUUCAGUAUUGUUUGUGUGUGUAGUUAACUGAUGGUGUUGAUGGGUGGAGUAUAGUUCAGUGAUGUUUACAGUAUGUGUGUAGUUGGUUGUGUUUGAUGGGUGGAGUUUAGUUCAGUGAUGUUUGUGUGUAUAGGUGAUGGGUGGAGUUUAGUUCAGUGAUGUUUGUGUGUAUAGGUGAUGGGUGGAGUUUAGUUCGGUGUGUCAGACUGAAGCAGCAGCAGCUCGCGGAGCUUCAUUCGGAUUCAGCGCUGAAAGUCGCUUUGACCGUCGCGGACUUUCUCAGAAGAGUUUCUGUGUUUCCAGCGCUUGUGUUUCACUCUGAGUUCGGCAGCUAGAGGACUAGUUUAGCGAUGUCCUGCUCUCGCGCUCAGCGGUAAGUUUGAGUGAUGAUGUGAACGCGAUUAAUAGCGGAGGAUCGAGGAUCGAGCUGCGGGAGGAUGAAUGUAUUUCUCCGGCUCGGAUUCUCAUUUCUGCUGCUCUUCUGCGCGCCUGUUUCUGCUCCAGGUCCAGAAUGUGGAUCUGGAUGUCAUCACGGGUUCUGUGAGCAGUCUGGAGAAUGCAGGUGCACAGCAGGUUGGCGAGGCGCAGCGUGCGAUCAGUGCGUUCCUUCACCCGACUGUGUUCACGGAACGUGUGAAGAACCGGGGCAGUGCGUCUGUGAGCGCGGCUGGACGGGAGCGCGCUGUGAUCGAGAGGUUCGCCAGUGUUCAUCAAAGCCCUGCUCAGGAAACUCUACCUGUGUGGAGAGGGGAGCAGGAGGAGGAGGAGGACAUGUCUGCCUUUGUUCUCCUGGAUACACAGGGGAAAACUGCCAGCUGAAGACAGGGCCGUGUUCAGUAAACGGCUCUCGCUGCCAGAACGGAGGAACCUGCGUGAACACGAGUGGCUCUGACAGCCGUUCCUGCCUCUGUCCACCUGGAUUCACCGGCGCCUUCUGUGAGAUCAAGCCUGACGUCUGCGAGCCCAAUCCGUGCGUGAACGGAGGCACCUGCUUCGACAACACGCACGGCGGGAUCCGCUGCACCUGUCCGCCCAGAUUCACCGGCCCGUCCUGCGAACUCCAUAUCGGCAAGCUCAAGCCCAAACCCCGCGUGAAAGCGGCAGGUCCGGGUCACUACGCCGUACCGGCCCACGCUUUCCACAAGCUGCUGCGUCCGCCCGAGCGAGAGCCGCUCCAGCCGUCCGGUCCGCUGGUCACCCGCAGCCAGAUCAUCUGCUUCGCCGUUCUGGGUCUCCUCACCUGUCUGGUGGUCCUGGUCACGACGGGCAUCAUCUUUUUUAACCGCUGUGAGACGUGGAUGGCGAACGCAAAGUACAGCCAGCUGGUGCGGCAGCAGAGGGAUUUCCUCCUGAGAGCGUCCGACCGCGAGGAGCAUUCGGUCAACAUCAUCCUGCCGGAGAAAAUCAAGCUGAGCAACUACGGGAGGCAUUACACGUCCAUAUGAGGCUGAUCCGUGACGGACGCAUGCUGUGCGUCUGGAUGACGGAAACCCAGACGAGAGGUUUGUUGCUCUCAUGUGAAGAAGAGAAGAUCAAAAACAGCUGCGGGAUUUCAUGGUUGAUAUCGUUGGAAUACAUGCAUAUAUUAAGAUGUACAGCGAACAACACUCUUGGCUCUCUCUCAUUCGGAAGGCCGGAGAAGUAAAUGGUUUUCGAUAAUCUCUAGUUACCAUCAGUGCGUGAGGUCAGUGAUUGUGAUAUUAAAACGGCACAAGCGGAUAAACGGAUGAACCACGGCUCGACUCGAGCGCUGCAGAAGAGCCGGCCGUUACCUUCAUGUUUUCAUCACUUGAGCAUUCUGUAAACGUUCAUUACCGUGCACUUAUUUACAUGUAAACAAAUGAUUAAUGUAGCACUAAAUAAACCAUUGUUUUCAA